Messenger RNA from Danio aesculapii, 765 nucleotides. RefSeq names its product duodenase-1-like. Gene Ontology annotation, molecular function: serine-type endopeptidase activity. The record is from RefSeq and is a predicted model, not a curated record. Bases 16 to 765 code for a protein of 249 amino acids. Gene Ontology annotation, biological process: proteolysis. The transcript has 5 exons. NCBI's taxonomy places the organism in Eukaryota, Metazoa, Chordata, Actinopteri, Cypriniformes, Danionidae.
CUGGUUGUCUUCAUCAUGACCAUCAUCUUCAUCUCUCUGCUCCUGCUGGUUUCUCUGGUCCCAGACCUCACCUUCACUACUCAUGUGAGUAUCGAGGACGGGACUGAAGCAAAACCUCAUUCCAGACCUUACAUGGUUUCUCUUCAAUAUUAUAGGCAGCAUAUCUGUGGUGGAUUCCUCAUUACUGAAGAGUUUGUCUUGACUGCUGCACAUUGCUGGAAAAAAAGUGACAUCUUGACGGUUGUGGUUGGCGCCCAUGAUUUGCGUAAAAAAUGCAACUCCUUUAAAGUGUUAUCCUACAUCCAGCACCCAGACUAUAAUUCUAAUACUUUUGAGAAUGACAUCAUGCUUUUGAAGCUAAUGAAAAGAGUCACACUGAGCAACAAUGUAGGACUGAUAUCAUUACCAAAGAAUGGAGAAGAUGUUAAAGCAGAUACUCUCUGUAGUGUUGCUGGUUGGGGAACACUGUGGAUGAACGGCCCAGUGCCUAAUCGUCUAAGAGAGGCAGAGACGAUUAUAGUGAAUGAUGCAGAGUGUAAACACAGAUGGGAAUCUCUUUAUAAAGCCUCAAAGAUGAUCUGUGCUUAUGGCCAUGGUGGAACCUGCAAUGGGGAUUCUGGAGGUCCUUUGGUUUGUAAUAACACUGCUGUUGGAGUCACAUCUUACGGUGACCCUUACCUCUGUAAUUCACGUCUGUUUCCUGAAGUGUAUACUAGGAUUUCAACAUAUCUCUCAUGGAUCCACAAAAUAACUGGAAAUGUUUAG